CUGGUUCAGUUAGAUCGAUAUCUCUGUGUUUAGUUGUCAGAAUAAGUAUGAUUUUAGUUGUAGUUUUCUGUGGUGCUGUUGUUGUUUCGGUUCAAAGUCAAGAACUACGACUUCAAGAAACCAAGCCAGGCGUCUGCUACAAAAUCCACACCCCCGAACAACCAAAGCUGUACCCCAAUCCGCGGAAACCGCUCUACCCCAACCUUCACCAAUCGUGCACCGAAUGGAUCAAACACGACAAAAUGGACUGUCUAAGUCUUAAAACUCAAAACGACGAAGUCCUCAUCUUAUCCUGCAUAGGAGUUAAGAACAGAAGACGUCCCGGUUGUUACAAGAUCGUCAACAGAGACAAACGAGAAGAAAUAGUCUGUCAAAAAACUGACAAAAAAGAGGGAUGCAAUGUUAUUACAACAAGAACUAAUCUUAAUAUAGUCGUGGGUUGUUUUCCGAGAGGUUAUUCGCCGAGUUUGUUUGAUGUUAGAACGAGAAAACCUCCUAGAGAAUAAAAUUCAGCUCUAUUAGGAGAGGGACUGUAUAAAUCGGAGCGUUUAGUGGCCUCGAGAAGGAACUCUGGGUCAUACCGAAAAUUACGGAUGAUUAAUUCGUCAAAUAUAAAGCCAUAUUAUUUGAUUGUGAGUCAGUAAUGUGUGUUUUAUUUGGAUUUUGUAAUAUUUUUUGUAUAAUAUUGUGCAGUUAGAAUUUAAGGUAAUAAUAUAUAAAAAAUAAAAG
This is a messenger RNA of Psylliodes chrysocephalus, 729 nucleotides long. The record is from the annotation of a GenBank genome assembly. Lineage: Eukaryota; Metazoa; Arthropoda; Insecta; Coleoptera; Chrysomelidae.